This is a messenger RNA of Cladophialophora immunda, 603 nucleotides long. RefSeq lists its product as uncharacterized. Lineage: Eukaryota; Fungi; Ascomycota; Eurotiomycetes; Chaetothyriales; Herpotrichiellaceae. The record is from RefSeq and is a predicted model, not a curated record. The coding region runs from base 1 to 603 and encodes 200 amino acids. The transcript has a single exon.
AUGGAACGAGACUUGAUCCGCCUGGGUGAACGACGCCGCGAUCUACAGAACCUGCCUAUCGGCGCGCCCGAUCCUGUGCCUAAUCGGACCUGGGUAAAGAGACGUGAACACGGCAGGAUAACAGAGAGGGCCUUGAUCGCUAGCGAGAUCGGCGAGCGCCAGGAGCGCAGGCAACACCAGGCAGAGAGGCAGGAACAGCGCUAUCAAGAGGCACUCGAUCGGCCGCAUAAGAGGCCUCAAGAGGCGUUUAUGCACACCUUUCGAUUUACGCCUAGUGGUGUCCAGAACGUCGUUCAGGCACCACAGAGACAUCGACCACCUCCGAUUACUAUAGAAAACACUAGGGAGGAAGAGGUGGCAGAUGUGCCAGAGACCCCUCCGCCAUCGACCUUGACUAGGCUAACACGCCUAGUGCCUCAGACGCCAGAACGGCCACGGCCGCGCCGCAGUCCUUCGCCUGAGGACUCUCCUGAACUGGCCUUACCACCAUCGACAGCGCCGCCUGCGAUCGGUGGUGGUAGAGGUAAACGAGUCCGCAAACGGACUACUAGGCUAGUCGAGGCCCGGCAACAAGGCUUCCUGCCUGAUUCACAGGAUAACUGA